ACGCGGCCAGCGACGCCGGACCGACAAAACGGUUUUCUAUCAAAGUGGAAGUAGGAACAUGCAUUCCUAACUCUCGUAAGAAAAAAACAGGGCUCAUCCGGAUUGUAACGGAACCGGAAUGGUGUCUGUUCGAAUGUUUGCCAGCCAAAAAGGCAACACAGUGGUCUCUGCGCAAACGCGCCGUCCUAUCGUUUCUUGCCGCACCCGCCGGACCGGUGCUCGGUGAUACGGUGUACGGUCCGAUGGUGUUGACACGCGCCGGAGAAUCACGCCCGAGAUCACGGCCCGCACUAGCAGCACGAUGGAUACCGUUCCGAGUAGUCGCAGUGCCAUCAACGAUCCCAACCAGUGCCGGCUCUGCAUGCGUGUCUGCGAGGACAGCUUCCUCGAGCAUAUCUUCUCCGACAAGGAGUACAGCAUUGCGCACCAGAUAUUCGAGUGUACCUCGAUACGGGUCACGAAGCAGGAUAACUUGACGAAGAUAUGUAAAAAUUGUGCCUCGCUACUCUUUCUCACCACCGAGUUUCGGAAUGCGUGCUUUAAAACCAACCGGCUGCUGAUGGAGGACUUUGUGAUCAUGGAGCUGGGCGAUUGGGCCUCGGACGCGAACCGGUUGCUGCUGCGCGACUGUGAAAGCUUCAUCGUGCGCCAUCGCGAGCAGGUGGACUACGUGUACGCCAGUAUCGUGACCGAUAGCGACCCGUGUCUCGAUGGUACGCUCGAGCUGGACACCGAGCUCUUUGGACCGACGGAACGGGACCCGCCCGCACAGCGCAAUACCGGCGACCGGGAGUUGGUCCGUAGCGGCCCGGAAGCAGUAGAGCCGCUAGUGCCCGAAGAACCCGACCCGGAAAUACUGAUGGAGAUUUCGAAAUUUCUGGAAGAGCAAGUACCGGACCCGGAACCAGCGAACUGCUACGGACACGAGCCCACUGAGACAGGAUGCUUCCUUUGCCGUAGCAUGAGCGAGCAAGGUAGUGCGCUGACGGAAACGCAACUCGAUACCCUUCGGCUGCACAAGCUGACCGUCCCGAGUGGGGCGUUGGUUGGAUGCUUUGUUUGCGAGCACUGCUGUCUGCUGCUGGAUAUCGUGGACAGCUUUCGGCAAAUGUUCGUGAUCGCGCAAAGCACGGUACGGCAGGGUGCGGUUGUGCGCGUGAAACCAUCCAUCGAAGGUUUACCGGGGCAUGCGAAGGCACUGCUGCAGGUGAUGAAACAGAAGCAUGAGGCUUACACGCGACACGAGAGCACGGGCGAACCGGCGACAAUGACGGACAACCGGGAGCCAGCCGAUCCGUCGUCGCCGAUCGAAAAGCGGCCAUCCGAGCGCUCCAGCGAGCCCGGUAAGCGCGCAAAGGUUACGUGUCACAUCUGUGGCAAGCAGUACGACAGCUGGCGACUGCAGACGCAUCUCAACGAGCACGAUAACGUUCGGCCGUACGUGUGCGACCAGGCAGGAUGCACCAGUGCCUUCACCGGGCUCGUCUUUCUCAACCGGCACAAGAAGCUGUGGCACACGGAUUACUACUACGCGGUGUGCGGCGUAUGUGGAAAGCAAUGCAAAACGCAGGGCAUCUACCAGACGCACCUGUCGUACCACGAAGAACCGAAGCUACCCUGUACGAUCUGUGGGAAGCUGAUGCGGAAUAAGCGUGCCAUCUGGAAGCACAUGAAAACGCACAGUAACGAUCGGAAGCACGUGUGUACGGUGUGUAACAAGCGGUUCACGAUCGCCUACACACUGCGCGUGCACAUGCGCAUCCAUACGAACGAGAAACCGUACCCGUGCGGUCAGUGCGACAAACGGUUUCAGUACAAGUGUUUGCUGAAAACGCACCACCGAAAGCACCACGAGGAGGUGCUGCGCAUGGAAUAAAGGUAAUGCUGAUAACAUUAACCGAGGGAAC
Molecule: messenger RNA, 1907 nt
Organism: Anopheles aquasalis
Lineage: Eukaryota; Metazoa; Arthropoda; Insecta; Diptera; Culicidae
Product: endothelial zinc finger protein induced by tumor necrosis factor alpha-like
Biological process (GO): regulation of transcription by RNA polymerase II
Cellular component (GO): nucleus
Molecular function (GO): DNA-binding transcription factor activity, RNA polymerase II-specific; zinc ion binding
Source: RefSeq, a predicted model, not a curated record